UGUCAGCGACACAGAUGACACACGUGUUGUGUUUAUAGCAUGGACGGAGCUGUUUAAACGGCGCUAGUAGCUUAAUAUCUGUCUAGGUGUAAUAUUUCAGCUUUUAGAAUCCAGUCUUAAACACAAAUACAAACAUGGGGAAGAAGCUCAAAGUCGGAAAGACGAGAAAAGAUAAGUUCUACCAUCUUGCUAAAGAAACAGGCUACCGCUCUCGUUCGUCUUUCAAACUCAUCCAGCUCAACCGUAAAUUUCAGUUUCUGCAGAAAGCCAGAGCUCUGGUGGACCUGUGCGCGGCUCCUGGAGGAUGGUUGCAGGUUGCAUCCAAGUUUAUGCCUGUUUCCAGUCUCAUUAUUGGUGUUGACCUGGUGCCCAUCAAGCCCAUCCCCAAUGUGGUGACCCUGCAGGAAGACAUCACCACUGAGAAAUGUAGACAGGCUCUCAGGAAAGAGCUGCAGACUUGGAAGGCUGAUGUUGUGUUGAAUGACGGAGCUCCAAAUGUGGGAGCCAACUGGCAACAUGAUGCUUUCUCGCAGGCUCACUUAACCCUCAUGGCUCUGAAGCUGGCCUGUGAGUUCUUGAUCAAAGGUGGCACCUUUGUCACUAAAGUCUUCCGCUCCAAAGAUUACCAGCCACUCCUCUGGAUCUUCCAGCAGUUCUUCAAGAAGGUGCAGGCAACCAAACCACAGGCAUCCAGGAAUGAGUCUGCUGAGAUCUUCGUCAUCUGUCAGGGUUUUAUUGCUCCAGACAAAAUCGACAGUAAGUUCUUUGACCCCAAACAUGCGUUCAAAGAAGUUGAGGUGCAGGCCAAGACUGUGAAGGAGCUGGUUACAGACAAAAAGCCAAAGGCGGAGGGAUAUGCAGAUGGGGACCUGACACUCUUCCACAGUUUCACAUUGAUGGCCUUUCUAAAAGCUGACAACCCAGUGGACUUCUUGGGUAAAGCCAGCGAGAUCACCUUUGACAACCCAAACCUGGAGUCUCACUCUGCCACCACUGAUGAGAUCAAGGAGUGUUGCCGUGACAUCAAAGUGUUGGGACGCAAAGAGCUCCGGCUGCUGCUGAACUGGAGGUCCAAACUGAGGCGAUUCCUGGCCAAGAAACUGAAGGAUGAGGCCAAACUGCUUAACCAGGAGAUCCGCUUAAGUUCUGAUGAAGAGAAUUCAGAUGAAGACCAAGACAAGAAGAAAGAGGAGCAGCAGCAGGAGGAGGAGGAAGAGGAGGGGGAGGAGGAGGAGGAAAUGGAGAAGAAGCUGGCAGAGCUCAAAGCCGAGGAGGUGGCUGAGCUCAAACGGAAGAAGAGGAAGCUGCUGAAGGAGCGGAGGAAACAAAGGGAACGGGUGGAGCUGAAAAUGGACUUACCAGGCAUCUCCAUUGCAGAUACCAACGACGUAUCCCUGUUUUCUCUCAUGACCAUCAAGAAGCAAAAGGUGAUGGCUGAUAUAUCCAAGGGGGACAUGCAAAUAGCCAGUGCACUGGUAGAAGGAGAAGAUGACCUCGUCCUGUCCGAUGAAGAGGAUGAUGAGGCGGAUAAAAUGUCCCUGGCUUCAGAUUUAGAUGAAGAAGAUUUAGAUGAGGUGGAGCAGAGGGAGAAGGAGCUCGACAAGAUCGCAGCCCGAAACAAAAAAGUAAAAUUUGCUGAGCAAGAGGAGGAGGAGGAUGAAGGAGAAGAGAGUGGGUUGUUGGUGGAGCUUGAAGGAAAAGAUGAAAAGAAAGAGCAAGAGACCAACCUGUGGUUCAGUAAGGACAUCUUCUCCGAGAUCGACCUGGAAGGAGACGCAGACAGAGAGCUCAGACAGACUGAAUGGCUCCAAAACAAACAAGCAGGAAAAGGCAAAAAGAGAAAAGCUGAGGAAGAAGAGGAAGAGGUGGAGCAAGUGGAGGAAGAAGCAGGACCUUCACAGGAGGCAGGACCUUCACAAGAGGCUGAGGACAGUGAUAGUGACUCAGACGACAGCAGCGACGAUGAGAAGGACAUUACUAGGAUGAAACAGGCCAAAGGAGCUGCUGGGAUAUCUGCAGAGGCUGAUGAUGAUGACUUCCAGGUUGUUCCUGUUGAAAGCACGAGUAAGAAAGCUAGGAUCCUAGAUGCAGAGGGUCUGGCCCUGGGCUCCCAGAUCGCUACAUCCAAGAAGAGAGCCAGGGACCUGGUGGAUGGCUCUUUUCACAGGUUUGCUAAUUCAGACCAGCCCUGGGAGGUACCUGAGUGGUUCCUGGAUGAUGAGAGGAAACACAGGAAGAAACCUGUGCCAGUAACCAGGGAAAUGGUGGAGGAGUACAAACAAAAAUGGAAGGAAAUUGAUGCCCGGCCAAUCAAACGAGUUGCUGAAGCCAAGGCCAGGAAGAAGAGAAGGAUGCUGAAGAGGAUGGAGCAGGCGAAGAAGAAAGCAGAGGCAGUAGUGAACACAGUGGAUAUUUCAGAGAGGGAGAAGGUGGCUCAGCUGAAGAGUAUCUACAAAAAAGCAGGUGUGGGUAAAGAGAAGCGAGAAGUUACAUAUGUUGUGGCUAAAAAGGGAGCUGGCAAGAAGGUGAGACGGCCCGCCGGUGUCAAAGGAGUCUUCAAGGUAGUAGACAGUCGCAUGAAGAAAGACAUGCGAGGAAUGCAGAGGAAAGAACAACACGCUAAAGGUGGUAAAGGAAAGGGAAGCAAAGGAAGAGGAAGACCAGGCAAAGGAGGGGUGAAGAGCGGGAAAGGACGGAAAGGAAAAUAAACUGUUAGUCAUCUCACCUUCACAUCUGAGGGUCCAGUGUGACCUGCUGUGGUGUAACAGGUGAACUAAGUGGACUGCCACAGCUCUGGUACAGAAGCCAAGGGGCUAAAAGGACAUCUGUCAGCAACCUGGGAUUAUUUUUCUUAAACCCAUGCACUUGCAAUCAUUUCUAGGAGUAUUUACAUCUUGGUGUUUUGCAGACGUCUUUCUGAAGAUGUAUCCUAUAUGCCGGUAUUGCCUUGAACUCCUUGAAGAGGGUAGUUUGACUCAACAGCAGAAAUGUAAAUUGCAAGUAAAUCAAGUUAAUAUGUAACAAUUUAAGUAUGUCUGAUAAUUUUGUAAAUAUAUACAUCUUUGGAAUAAAUGCUUUGAAAAUGCAUGA
This is a messenger RNA of Sphaeramia orbicularis (orbiculate cardinalfish), 3090 nucleotides long. It is a transcript of the gene ftsj3, whose product is annotated as FtsJ RNA 2'-O-methyltransferase 3. Gene Ontology annotation, molecular function: rRNA (uridine-2'-O-ribose)-methyltransferase activity; rRNA (guanine) methyltransferase activity. Gene Ontology annotation, biological process: maturation of 5.8S rRNA from tricistronic rRNA transcript (SSU-rRNA, 5.8S rRNA, LSU-rRNA); rRNA methylation; maturation of LSU-rRNA from tricistronic rRNA transcript (SSU-rRNA, 5.8S rRNA, LSU-rRNA). Bases 135 to 2708 code for a protein of 857 amino acids. NCBI's taxonomy places the organism in Eukaryota, Metazoa, Chordata, Actinopteri, Kurtiformes, Apogonidae. The transcript is spliced from 21 exons. Gene Ontology annotation, cellular component: nucleus; preribosome, large subunit precursor; nucleolus. The record is from RefSeq and is a predicted model, not a curated record.